AGGGGUCACCGGUUGGCGAAAGAUCGGCUGCUGCUGGCGGAGAUACCGGGUCCUGGACCUAUGACGCCGGCGCAGCGCUGUCCUCUGUGCCGCCAGACCUUCUUCUGUGGUCGCGGACACGUCUACAGCCGCAAGCACCAGCGGCAGCUGAAGGCAGCUUUGGAGCGGCUCCUGCCCCAGGUGGAGGCCGCCCGCAAGGCCAUCCGCGCCGCCCAGGUGGAGCGCUACGUGCCCGAGCACGAGCGAUGCUGCUGGUGCCUGUGCUGCGGCUGCGAGGUGCGGAAACAUCUGAGCCACGGAACCCUGACGGUGCUGCACGGAGGACUGCUGGAGCAUCUGGCCAGCCCAGAGCACAAGAAAGCAACUAACAAAUUCUGGUGGGAGAACAAGGCUGAGGUCCAGAUGAAAGAGAAGUUUCUGAUCUCCCCCCAGGAGUAUGCACGAUUCAAGAAAUCCAUGGUGAAAGGUUUGGAUUCCUAUGAAGAAAAAGAGGACGAGGUGAUCAAAGAGAUGGCAGCUCAGAUCCGUGAGGUGGAGCAGAGCCGGCAGGAAGUGGUUCGGUCUGUCUUAGAGCCUCAGGCAGUGCCAGACCCAGAAGAGGGCUCUUCAGCACCUGGAAGCUGGAAAGGGACAAACAGCCAUGUAGCGUCCAGUUCACAGCAGCCCUCAUACUUGGAUCUGCCACCAGCUCCAGAGCUUGACUGGAUGGAGACAGGACAACCUCUGACAUUCAUUGGCCAUCAGGAUAUACCAGGACUUGGUAACAUCCACUCAGGUGCCACACCUCCCUGGAUGGUCCAAGAUGAGGAAUACAUCUCUGAGAACCAACAAAUAGGACCUUCCUAUGAAGAAUUUCUUAAAGAAAAAGAGAAACAGAAAUUGAAGAAACUGCCCCCUGACCGAGUUGGAGCCAACUUUGACCACAGCUCCAGCACCAGUGCAGGCUGGUUACCCUCUUUUGGCCGAGUAUGGAAUAAUGGACGCCGCUGGCAGUCCAGGCAUCAAUUCAAAACCGAAGCAGCAGCAAGGAACAAACAGCAGUCACACAAAGAAAAAAGCUAAUUGUUGCCCUGUUCCCCAUAAGUCUCCAAGCAAAGUCAACACAUCCAUACCCACUAUUAUUCCUUCCACCAAAUCCUUUGUAAUUGCCUUUCUUAGGAAACAGACAUACCCAUUCAUUUGAUUUAAUAAAGUUUUAUUUUUCCAAAU
Molecule: messenger RNA, 1209 nt
Organism: Lemur catta (Ring-tailed lemur)
Lineage: Eukaryota; Metazoa; Chordata; Mammalia; Primates; Lemuridae
Gene: CENATAC
Product: centrosomal AT-AC splicing factor
Exons: 11
Coding region: 61-1062 (333 amino acids)
Source: RefSeq, a predicted model, not a curated record